Sarcophilus harrisii (Tasmanian devil) is the source of this 2523-nucleotide messenger RNA. It is a transcript of the gene TUBE1, whose product is annotated as tubulin epsilon 1. Gene Ontology annotation, cellular component: microtubule; cytoplasm. The transcript is spliced from 12 exons. Gene Ontology annotation, biological process: mitotic cell cycle; microtubule cytoskeleton organization. Bases 490 to 1695 code for a protein of 401 amino acids. The record is from RefSeq and is a predicted model, not a curated record. Lineage: Eukaryota; Metazoa; Chordata; Mammalia; Dasyuromorphia; Dasyuridae. Gene Ontology annotation, molecular function: structural constituent of cytoskeleton; GTP binding.
GGCUUCGGGGGCCGGGGCAGAAAACCCUAACUGUGCGCUCGCACUAACGUCCUGCUCUCUUUCUUUGUGCGCCUGCGGGCUGCAGUCGGGCAGUGUGGGAACCAGGUGGGCUGCUGCUUCUGGGACCUGGCCCUGAGGGAACACGCGGCUGUCAACAGGAAAGGAAUUUAUGAUGAUUCACUGAAGAACUUCUUUAGAAAUGUGGAUACUAGAGGAGCUGGUGAUGGUAUAGACAUUUCCAAAGGAAAAAUUUGCUCAUUAAAAGCACGAAGAAAGUAUUAUAUAGUGGAAAGAGUGCUGGACUUAAUCAAGAGACAGAUAUUUUACCUCAGACUUAGAGGCUAACUUGGUGAUUAUGAGCAAGUCAACUUCUUUGAGACUCCAAUUUUAUUAUCUGUAAAAUGUGGAUAAUACUUGUACUAACUACCUUCACAAAAUUGUAAGAAAAAUAAACCUUUAAAGCACUAUAAAAAUGCAGUCUUGAUUGACAUGGAAGAAGGAGUAGUAAAUGAAAUCCUUCAGGGACCAUUGAAAGAUAUAUUUGAUAGCAAGCAACUCAUCACAAGUGUUUCUGGCUCAGGGAAUAAUUGGGCAGUAGGGUACAAAUUUUUUGGUUCUCUAUACCGGGAUCAAAUUGUAGAGAGACUCAGACAGACAGCAGAGCACUGUGACUGUUUGCAGUGUUUCUUUAUAAUUCAUUCCAUGGGAGGAGGAACAGGUUCUGGUCUUGGCACAUUUAUUUUAAAUGUGCUUGAGGAUGAAUUCCCAGAAGUAUACAGAUUUGUGACUUCAGUUUUUCCAUCUGGUGAGGAUGAUGUCAUUACUUCACCAUAUAAUAGUGUUUUGGCAAUGAAAGAACUUAAUGAGCAUGCAGACUGUGUGUUGCCCAUCGAAAAUGAAUCUUUAUUUGACAUCGUUAGCAAAAUUAAUCAAAUGGUAACAUCUGGAAAGCCUGGACAAACUGUGAAGCCAGAGAGUCUGGUGACAUCAAAUGAAGGUGGUAUUAAAAAAAAGCCUCAAAAAAAACCAUUUGAUACAAUGAACAAUAUUGUAGGAAAUUUGCUACUCAACUUAACAAGUUCUGCAAGAUUUGAAGGUUCCCUUAAUAUGGAUCUUAAUGAAAUUACUAUGAAUUUAGUUCCCUUUCCUCAACUUCAUUAUCUUGUUUCAAGCCUCACACCUUUGUAUACGUUGGCAGAUGUAAACAUUCCUCCUCGAAGGUUAGAUCAAAUGUUUUCAGAUGCUUUUAGCAAAAAUCACCAGCUCAUUCAGGCUGAUCCAAAGCAUAGUCUCUACCUUGCUUGUGCCUUGUUGGUUCGAGGAAAUGUACAGAUUUCUGAUCUUCGAAGAAAUAUUGAAAGAUUGAAAUCUUCUCUCCACUUUGUCUCGUGGAAUCAAGAAGGCUGGAAAACAAGCUUAUGUUCAGUACCACCUGUUGGCCAUUCUCAUUCUCUCUUGGCACUAGCAAACAACACCUGUGUAAAACCAACCUUCAUGGAACUUAAAAGAAGAUUCACAAAACUGUACAAGAAAAGGGCUCAUCUUCAUCACUAUCUACAAGUGGAUGGAAUGGAAGAAAGUUGUUUUACAGAAGCUGUAUCAUCUUUGUCAUCUCUUAUAGAGAGAUAUGAUGAAUUAGAUGCUACGAAAGACUUGCCUAUAGAAGAUCAACGUAGACUAAAUAUAGUUAUUUAAAAACACAUUACAAACUUUUAUUUUCAGUUAAAAAUUUUUGGUUUCCUGACGGUUGACUUAUUAGUGUUCUGUCACUCAGAAAAACUAGCUUGGUUUUAUACCUCAAGAAAUGUUUGUAGAUUUUCUUCAGAGUAACAGAUAACAUUAUUGUCUAGAAGAAAAGUUUCCUUUAAGAGUGUUUGACGGAGAUAUGCCAUAUUACAUCUGGCAUCACUGCAUCUCUGAACCUUACUUGCCACCUUUACAAGAACCAUAAUUUUUUAAGAGUUAUGAGAAUUAAGAUUUAAGAUUUAUGAAGUCUAUUUGUCUUUUUAUAACCUGAUAUUCAGGAGUUGUACACUAGUAAAAAGCCUUGUGUUGAGUAUGUUUUUUAAAAGAUAUGAUAUGGGGCCUCCAAUUCUUUUUAAAAUUGAUCUGAUUUAUAGUGAUAUAGUGGUAGUUGUUUAAAAAUAUAUAUAAGUAAACGUUGAUUUUAUCAGCAGUUGGGGGUGAAAUCAACUUUGGAUUUUUCAUUCAAAAUAAUAUAAAAUAAUUUCAAAAUAUGUGAUUUUAUUAUACAACCAGAUUGAUUCCAUAGUAUAAUAAAUUUGCUUUAUUUAUAAAGUUCUAUUAUUUAUAAUUACUUUGCACAAUAAAGUGUAUACAAAAGCACAGAACUUUUCUAUGCUCAACAUUUUCUGGACAUUGUUUAUAUAAGCAAGUGAAAUAAAUAUAAAGUUGCUAUAAUCUGAAAUGUUUAAAUUAUAUUCAUUGGUAGCAUGACUUCUAUACACUUCUAUACAAGAUAUUUCACUUAUAAUCCAAGGGUAAUCCUUUACUCUUUUUUUU